Vicia faba (fava bean) is the source of this 606-nucleotide messenger RNA. The record is from the annotation of a GenBank genome assembly. NCBI's taxonomy places the organism in Eukaryota, Viridiplantae, Streptophyta, Magnoliopsida, Fabales, Fabaceae.
AUGGAAGAAAAAAAAGGAGUCAAAUGGAGUUGGACAUCAGCCCUCAUCGGAGCAGCCUCCGCCGUAGCCGCCACCUCAAUCCUCUCCGCCAAACCCAAAGACCCAACCUUCCACCUCAUUUCCAUCAACUUCACUUCCCUUAAACCCAGCCUCCCCGCCAUCGACGCCGAGGUUCUCCUCACCGUCCACGUCACCAACCCCAACAUAGCCCCAAUCAACUACUCCUCAACCACCAUGUCCAUCUUCUACGAAGGCUCCCUCCUCGGCUCCGCUCCGGUUCAAGCCGGUUCACAACCACCGCGCUCCUGCCAGCUCCUCCGACUCCCCGCCCGCCUCAAGGCAAGAAAGCUAGCCAAACACGCCGGAAGAGUGGUGGCGGAUGUGGCUAAGCGGGAGAUGAUACUCGAUGCGGCCGUUGAUAUUGCUGGCACCGCUAGACUUUUAUGGUGGGACCAUAAUUUUAAAGUUCAUGUGAAUAGUCAUGUUACCGUGGAUCCUGUUUUUCUUGAUGUUAUUGAUCAGGAAAGUACUGCGCAACUCGAACUCUUUGCUUCAGACGAUGAGUUGGAAGGUGAAGAUGAAAUCGAAGCAAAAGUUGAAGAGUGA